Messenger RNA from Pungitius pungitius (ninespine stickleback), 1972 nucleotides. RefSeq names its product nuclear factor, erythroid 2 (gene nfe2). Gene Ontology annotation, cellular component: nucleus. Gene Ontology annotation, molecular function: RNA polymerase II cis-regulatory region sequence-specific DNA binding; DNA-binding transcription factor activity, RNA polymerase II-specific. NCBI's taxonomy places the organism in Eukaryota, Metazoa, Chordata, Actinopteri, Perciformes, Gasterosteidae. The record is from RefSeq and is a predicted model, not a curated record. The transcript has 3 exons. Gene Ontology annotation, biological process: regulation of transcription by RNA polymerase II. Bases 333 to 1871 code for a protein of 512 amino acids.
AAAAGUGGUGUGGGUGCUUUACAGGAAGAUUGUGUUUGUCCACACAGAGCCAUCCCAUUUACGCCAGUGGCUGUAUGACUAGCUGAACCGAGAGAGGGACAGACAGUUGAAGAGGAGCAAGAGCACAGGGCCUUGUGUAUUUCACAUCUGAUGGUAGAAACACAUCUUCUGUGAAAAAGAACGGAUUCUCAUUUUGAUCAUUUUUGUUUCAUUUUAUUUUCUUAACACCAGGAUUGUUGUUCACAUCUGACGUUUCUUUUACACCCAAUCACCUGCCGAAGAAGCAGAGAAUGGUGGCCAGGUUGAUCUUCUGCAACAAAAGCUUGUUCUGAAUGUGUUCCACAGCCAACUAUGCUCUCCCUCUGAGGAGAACCUGUGAGGUAAGUCUUUGUAGGAACAGGGAAAAACAAAGGAAACCCAAAAUAUAUACGCUUAUGUACGAGGUCAUGAUUUGUCUUUACUUUCACAAGGUAUUAGCCAUUCCAGGCAGGCAGUGUGGCGGAGUGUCCAUGUCAAAUAAUUACCCUGGAGCCAGGUCUCAUGGAGCUCCUCAGGACACAGAGAUGGAUGUGGCUUGGCAGGAGCUGAUGGCCAUCCCAGAGCUGCAGGAGUUUGAAGUCUCCAGCGCAGGCUCCUAUGAGGCAGCACAGUACCAAAGCAUGGAGCCCAUGGUCCCUGUGGGAGGGUACGAGAUGGCUCAGUCCCACUCCGAGGCCCCGCCCGCCGCCUGCGCGCUCGGCACUGCCGACACUUACGACGGAUGUUACCAUCGCCCGGGCGACGGCGCGGCGAUGUACGGACACAGCGGCUCUCAGCACAUUCAGCGAAUGCUCCCCGUCUCGGGUCACACGCAGCCCCCGCACAUGGCUCUCAGGGAACAGGUGAACGUGGCCGGCAUCAGCCAAGGGCACAGGAGGGCCACCACCGGUCUCUCUCAGGAUCCACGGCAGCACAUGCUUUGGACCGCACAUGGACAAGGUUCACACGUUCUCCCGGCUGAUGAUCUAGAGUCAGACUCGGGGCUUUCUCUGGGUUCCAGUCCCCCUUUGGCCUCCCCGGAUAAUCCCGUUGGUGGUGCACCAGGUUACCAGAGUGUAGACGUGGGCAUGACAUAUAGCGACGGAGAACCCGACAGCAUGGCUGAACACGCAAGAAGAGCAAACAUCCAUUACUCCAUGGAGUACCAGAGUGCAGCCUUCUCAUAUUUACACCCAGGUGCACAUCCUUCUUAUUAUUCUACAGAACCAACUUUAUCUCACCCUCAACCCAACGUUCUGACUCGGCCAGUGAAACCGCAGGGUCAGGGCUGUGCCCUGGGCGACCUGACCAUUGAGUCGGGGGCGUCCAGCAGAGGGAGCUCACAAUGCAACAUGUACGCAAAGCCACAAGGAAGUAUCUCCACUCCGGCUCCACUAAGCAGAGACGAGCGGCGGGCAAUGUCUUUGAAGAUCCCCUUUCCAAUGGAGAAGAUUAUAAAUCUACCUGUGGAUGACUUCAAUGAGCUCCUGACACAAUAUACUCUGACAGACCAUCAAUUGGCCCUGGUCAGGGACAUCAGACGGAGAGGGAAAAACAAGGUGGCUGCUCAGAACUGCAGGAAAAGGAAGCUUGAGAGCAUAAUUCAUCUUGAAAGAGAACUGAACCAGCUGCAGGCCCAAAGAGAGCACCUGGCCAAGGAGAGGGUCGAGUUCCAGCGCAGCUUGACCUUCAUUAAAUGUCACCUUACAGAUCUAUAUUCAAAAGUAUUCUCUCACUUAAGAGAUGAGGAAGGACAACCAUACUCCGUUGACGAGUAUGCCCUUCAGCAGACGUCGGAUGGUAAAAUUUAUUUGGUGCCUAACGCAACUAUGCAAAAAAGAGAGCAAUGUUGAUAAUCGAUUACCCCAUGAUACAAAUCCCUUUAGAAAGGCUUCAUGCUGAAAUGUGCCAAUCCAAAGUAUAUGAACUUAAUUUCUUGUGGUAUGACUUGAGA